Messenger RNA from Effrenium voratum, 780 nucleotides. Lineage: Eukaryota; Dinophyceae; Suessiales; Symbiodiniaceae. The record is from the annotation of a GenBank genome assembly.
AUGCUGGCAAUUCUGACUUUCACCCUUGGCCCUUAUCUGUGGAUGCUUCUGACCUCGCUGACAUCGGAAGACCGAUUAUUCACGGAAGGGCCGAGCCUGGUCGGAGCGACAAUUGAAAACUACGUCCGGCUGUUCGCCACGGUCGGCUUCCUCACAAAUCUGGUCCAUUCCUUCAUUAUCGCAGCGGGAACUGUCGUGGUUGGCCUCACCCUUUCGGUCACCGCCGCCUAUUCCUUUUCGCGCUUUUCAUUCCGCGGCAAGCGCUAUCUUCUGCUGCAAUUCCUCAUCAUCAACAUGUUUCCUGUCGUGCUUCUGAUCCUGCCACUUUUCGUGAUGAUGCGGGUCCUCGGUAUCCUGGAUACGCAUCUGGCCCUCAUCAUAGCCAAUGCCACGGUAGCCAUUCCGUUUUCAGUCUGGAUGAUGACCAGCUACAUGAACGGUAUUCCCAGAAGCCUGGACGAAGCAGCGAUGACAGACGGCUGCAGUCGCCUCGGAGCCUUGUGGCGAGUCGUGCUGCCACUUUGCACACCGGGCAUCAUCGCAACAGGUAUCUAUAUCUUCAUCACCGCAUGGAACGAGUAUCUUUACGCCCUCACCCUGGGCGGGCGGAACGUGAGACCCAUCACAGUCGCGAUUCAGACCCUUAUCGGCGAAUACGAAGUCGAGUGGGGUCUUCUGACGUCAGGCGGCAUCAUCGGCGCCCUGCCCGCCACGAUACUAUUCCUUAUCGUUCAAAAACGCCUGAUCAGCGGCCUUACUCAAGGAGCGGUCAAGGGAUGA